GCGCACUGCUUGUGGCCGCCUGACACCGCGCCAAGGCAUGGAAGGAGCUCGACGACAAGCGCAAGGCAGAAAUGCAAAGGUCAAGGUAGAGGAUAGCACUGGCUGAAGAAGCUACUGUCCACUUCUCUGACUGGACUGAGGUCAAGCAUGAGGACCGGUCUGGGUUAGUGAAAGUGUUGGAAGGUGAUAUGCUUGAUAUGAAGAAUUUGCAGAAUCCUUUGCCCUUCUCUUUGGUCAUCUGCGACUUCCCUUACGACUUCAAUCUUCCGAUGUCAGCAGAUGACACUCAACCUUUUCCCGAGGACGACAUUGUCCUUGUCCUGCAGAACGUGAAGGAGGUGUGCACAGGGCCACUCUGGACGGUUGCUGGGUUCUGCUCUGUGGACAUGCUCUCUUAUAUCAGGAAUGCCUUUGCCAGGGUUUGCAAUGCAGGCCAGGAGGUGGUCACAUGGUGCAAGCCGAAUGUCAUGAAUACAGGUGGCCCUCGUCUUGUCAGCACAACUGAGUUCUUUGUGAUUGGUUACUACAGCGUGACUGGUUCAUGGGAGGCGACCCACUACAAUUUCGCCUCUACGGAUCCUCGCCAUAACUACCGUCUUUUUGAUGCUGUGAUGAAGAAGUACAAUCACCCUCUCGACCUUGCAGUCCUGUGUCCGUACCAGAAGCCAGUCACCCUGUACGCUUGGUUGGUAGACAAAUUUUCCCCUCCUGGCUCGUACGUCAUCGAUGGCUUCUCAGGCUCUGGAACUGGGGCAAUUGCCUGUGUUCUUCGCAACAGGAAUUGCUUAGUUGUCGAGAAAAACAGUCGGUGCGCCGUCGGUAUUCGGGCGCGCAUUCUCAAUGACAUUGGACUUACCAUCGACAGAGAAUGCAGGCGUAAGGAAGCCAAAGAGGCCGACAAAUACUACAAGUGCGCGUUCGUUGCAGAGGAGGAAGCAACAGGGACGGAUGCACGACCGACCAAUGAGGAGCUGGAGGUCAUCUGUCUGGCGAAAACAACUGCAGCGUCCCAGGCGGCAGGAACUGCAGCAACAGGAACAGCAGCUGCAGCAACAAACGUGGGGGUAGUAGCAGAGGGUGCAGCAGCUGCAGUAACAGCAGCGGCAGUGACAAUAACAGCAGCAGCUGCAACAACUGGACCAGCAACAGCACCAGCAACAGCACGAGCAUCAGCGGCACAGCGCAGGCAAGGGUCGUGCAUAGAACCUGGGGCCAGCCAGGACUCGUCAGUAGGAACCACCACGCGGGGGGCAAGGAAGAGGAAGCAGGCCGCCGUCGCUAAAGAGGUUAAUAGCCCAAGGGCGAAAACGCAUGUGAUUGCGCUGAUCUCGAGAGCAACCUCGGGUGCUCUUACACGGGAUGCUGGCGGUAGUGGCAACUAGCAGCUCUCUGCAACAGAGUAACGUUGUUGAUUUAAAGUUCUAUAAACGUAGGCGAGGACUUGCAUGACCUGAA
Molecule: messenger RNA, 1455 nt
Organism: Chara braunii
Lineage: Eukaryota; Viridiplantae; Streptophyta; Charophyceae; Charales; Characeae
Source: the annotation of a GenBank genome assembly